CUUUCUGUCAUGUUUUACCUUCAUGAAUGUCCUCAAACUAAUCGAUGGUACAAUUUAAACUGAGGUCGAAACUGUUAGCAAAAUCAGGAGUUGGUGUGUUGACACCAUGACAUCAAGCACAGCCAGUGCUUAUGGAGUAUUACCACAGUCUUGUGUGUUCUCAGACUGAUUUAUACAGCAGACUCUGAGUACAAUAUUUAAUGCACUCAAUGAUCCAGCUCAUUAGAAGGAAUUUGUCUACCACUGUUCUUGUGUUUUACCUCUGAUUCUAGGGCUCUACAUGUAGCGAUUCACUACAAAUCAAAUACAGUGUAACAUUUAGAAUACAGUAGAAUUUUACAAGUUUUAACGAAGUCGUUUAAUUCGCAUACUGGAAAUGAAAUAAGGGUGACGGUCAAAAGAUUUGCUGUUAGAGGAGCUGGCCCUGAAUCCAGCGGGUUCAGACAGCGUCCCUGAGAAAAAGAGCAAUGAUGCAACAAAAAGAGAAGUGCCAAGUGAAGUUUGUGUUGGAACUACCAAAAAUGGAAAAGCCUCAAACUCCUCAAAUGUGUACAGACCACACCCAAAAAGAGGAGAGCAAAUACAAUGAAAAUGAAAGCAUUGUUCUUCAGCAUAUUCUGGCCUUUAUGUAGAUGUGCUUUAUUUUCUUAAGGUCUAAAAGUGAUGUUCCAACUCCUGUGCCAGCUUUUGUGGAACCUGACUCACCGACUCAGGAGCUGGACUCAAUCUUGCAAGACCUGAUGGGUCUAGCUGAAGGGGAUCUAGAACCUCCAACUGACCCACCAUCACUUACACAAAAAAAGCAAACAGAAGGUGGAAAACAGGCGAGCAGCAGCAGCAGCAACACUCCAGCGGCUUCAGAUGGAAAAGCCACAACGCAAAGAAAGAAAACGGAUAUGAUAGAUGACCUGCUGGGAGGGUUGAGCACUGACUUGGAGAAGAUCGGUGUACGGACCACAGCCAAGGGCCACUGUGCUUCCUGCAACAAAUGCAUUGUAGGAAAGAUGAUCACAGCACUGGGUGAAGUGUGGCACCCCGAACACUUUGUGUGUGCGGUGUGUAAGAUGGAGCUGAGCACCACAGGCUUCUUUGAGAGAGACGGACGGCCGUACUGUGACAAAGACUACCAUCAGCUCUUCUCACCACGCUGUGCCUAUUGCAAGGGGCCUAUUAUGCAGAACAUCGUGACAGCUCUGGACCAGACCUGGCACCCAGAGCACUUCUUCUGCGCACACUGCGGAGGCUUGUUUGGAACGGAAGGUUUCCUAGAGAAGGAUGGGAAGCCAUAUUGUUGUAAGGACUUCUACUACCUCUUUGCUCCAAAGUGCUCAGGCUGUGGGGAGUCGGUGCGGGAGAAUUACCUGACUGCAGCCAAUGGCACCUGGCAUCCAGAGUGCUUCGUCUGCGCAGACUGCCUGAAGCCCUUCACUGAUGGAAUUUUCAUGGAGCUCAAUGGUCGUCCCCUCUGCUCGCUUCACUUUCACUCCAGGCAAGGCACUGUGUGCGGUGGCUGCGGAAAGCCCAUCAUCGGCCGCUGCAUCUCUGCGAUGGAUCGCAAGUUUCACCCCGAGCACUUUGUGUGUGCCUUUUGUCUGCGGCAGCUCAGCCAGGGCAUCUUCAAGGAGCAGAAAGGGAAACCAUACUGCUCAGCUUGCUUUGACAAACUCUUUGUCUGAGAUUUGCACAUGAGUAAGAUGUAAAUAAUACAAAACAGCAACAAAAACAACAAAACAUUCAAAUGCUACAUUACUAUCUUUGUUGAGUUUAGACUGUCUCGUCUGUGUAUGAAUGACAAAAUAAAAUGAAGCGAUUGUA
Molecule: messenger RNA, 1815 nt
Organism: Haplochromis burtoni (Burton's mouthbrooder)
Lineage: Eukaryota; Metazoa; Chordata; Actinopteri; Cichliformes; Cichlidae
Gene: lpxn
Product: leupaxin
Exons: 10
Coding region: 633-1676 (347 amino acids)
Biological process (GO): actin cytoskeleton organization; muscle structure development
Cellular component (GO): Z disc; stress fiber; adherens junction
Molecular function (GO): muscle alpha-actinin binding; actin binding
Source: RefSeq, a predicted model, not a curated record